AUCGGGACAGACUAGUGUGCGCGAGGAUGUGGAUGUAAUAGACAUUGAUCACUAGUAAAAACUAUUAUUAAUUGAUAAAAUGUUUGAGUCUCUGAGAAAAAAUAUACAAACGGUUCAAGAUGGAAUUACAGCAGGGCUGCAGAGGCUGUCGGUGGGAGAGAGACAAGCGACGACCCCCACCGAGUCUAACAUGAACCUGGCUGCCGGCUCUGACCUCAUGCAGAUGUACCAGACACAGUGGGCCACCAUGCAUCAUAUGGCUGAACAAAAUGCUAAAGUUGCUCAGAAUAUUGAUGGGGCGAUAACUACCUUGGCAGAUGAAUGUGAGAGUCAACACAGUCAGAUGGCAGAAAUUCACUCACUGUUGGCUCACUUACCUAACAUUAUGGCUCAGUUGCACUCCAUGUUGGCAACUAUAGGUUCUAUGAGAGGAGUUUUUGAGGAGGUUGAAGGUGGCCUCAUGGAGCUGGAAGAUCUAGAUGAAGAACUUUCUCUCCAAGAACAAACACUUGACCUCCGGCUGAGUCUCGCUUUAGCACGGGAAAAACACACACACAGACUUAAUUCCCUUAAAAAUGAGCUGUCAGUGACUCACCAAGCCAAGAUGCUGGCACUGGAGAAGCACAAAGAGGAUGAGAGGAAAGAGAGAGAAAAGGUCUUCUCAGAUCAGUUCAGUGAAGAUAUUAAAUAUUACAAAGAACAGGGUCAUGUAACAAGAAGAAUCCCAAGCACAGAGGAUGAGCAGGGACUGAAGUUAGAAGAGGUGGACUUGGAACAGGACACAAGUGAGCUAGACAGUUUCCUCAAUGAUCCAGCGUGAAAAUGUAUCUUCACCAGAGGAUAUUUUGGAGUACAGUAGUUGGAGUGUCUCCAGGUUGUGUUGAGGCUGCUUUUUUAAAACUUCUACAUGAAAUACAAACUUUUUCCACACUUUGAAUUCUGUAUUAUGAUGUGUAGAUUCAUUGUAAGGUAAUGUAGAUAUGGACUCUAUUAGCUUCUUUAAGUAUCAAUAUGAACAGCAGUACUCGGAACAUUUGCUGGAGAUUCUUCAUUUUAGUUUGUCAGUCAUAUAAGCAAGUAUCACUUGUCUGCAUUAACCAACAGAAUUAUCAUAUAAGAAUGGAGGAGAAUCUCAGUAAGUGAAAACAGAAUGACAAGUAAGAAUUGUGGAGCACCAGAAGGUGACAAGAGUUAAAAGGCGACAGUUAAAGGAUACAGAAAUGAAGUGAAAACAAGGAGUUAAUGAAGAUAAAAAAUGGAAGUAUGAUCUUUUAAAAGAUAAAAAAAUAUCUUUAAAGUACAGUGAGAAAUUAGGGAAGAUAAAAUUUUAGUGUGGAAAUGCUAAACAGCCCAUGAAGUGUUGUUGCUCUUCAGUGAGGUCUUAGCAUAAUUAUGUCAUCAUUAAUUUACUGCAGUGCGCUCUAGGAAACACCCAGGGUCGGGUCGGCUAUAAUUGUUUUUAUCCUACUUAAAUUACCUGUACAAAGGCUGUGUGACAUAGUUACAGUAAUUUGUCAUUUACAACUGUUGUGUGCCUGAUUGCUACAACAAUGAGGCAAAUGUCUCAUUUAAGUUUAUCAGCUACCAGUUGAUGAAAAGAGAAGAAACACCGACAAAAAUUGAUCAGGUAUAUAACCCUAAGACAUGAAUCUAAAUGAACCUGUGUUUUCAGUUUGCAUUUUUUUUAUUAUGUGUUUCCGUUGUCAGCUGAAUAACCUUCAGUGAUCAGUAAUUAUAACAAGAAAAUACAACUUUGAUUCUCUAAAUCAGAGACCCCAAAUGCAUCAAGGUAGAGAGGACUUCUGAUGCCACCGCCUCUCAACUUUUCCAAACAUUUGCCGGUGGAACGUGCACGUCUCGGACCACUGAAUACUUUGACCUGGAAAAGACUAAUAAUGUUUCAAGUAUGUACAAUACAGUAUGGUUAAAUAAUGAUUAGCCUUUGGGUCUUCUCCAUUUUAUGAAUUGUAAAUAUAAAUAGUAGUUUUAUGCAUUGAUUUGAAAAGUAUACUGUAUGUAUUUCUCAGGAGAAUUGGUAAGAAUGCACUGCAGUAAACAAAUGGUGCUGUAGUUGUGGGUUUGGUUUAUUGGCCAGAUAAAUGAACCUGAAGGACAAAUAAAUCAUUCACUUUACUUCUGUUUGUUAGUGCUUUCAUGAGCACCAGAAGCCAGUAGUUCUUCUGUGUGUUGAUAUUUAUAGUAAACAUGGAGCAGAAUAGUGUCUUUGUCAUAGAAGAAUGGAUGAUUUUUUCCACCUUUUGUCACAUUUAUCUCUUGGAGUUAUCAGGUGAGAAAUGUGUCAAAAAUAUUGCUCCACGCUAUCUCUUGCUAUAUACAUGUGUGUGAAUUUCUCUGAUUGUAGCCUUGAUUCUGAAUGAAUCUUACAUAGAUGAUAUUCUUCAAUUACUUACAGUACUUCUAUAAGAGCAGCAUACAGAAAAAAGUGGGAGAUUAUCCAUCCUUUGUUAUGAGUUUGUCAGCUGUGUGUCUUAGCAUUUAUAAGUGAUACGGAACAUCAUAUGGAGAGUGUACCAAGUGCAGACCUGUCAACCUGUGGUCAGGUUAUGGCUGUCAGCUCCUAGUCAGGCCACAACUGUAAAUUUCCAGUCAUGUCAGAGCUGUCAAUAUCUGGUCAGGCUAAAGUUCUCAUCUUGCUGUCAGUCCAGAUCUAUCAAAUUCUGGACUGGCCAGAGCUCUUAACUUCCAGUCAGACUUGGGCUGUCAUCUCUGGCCUAGGAAGUUGAUAAAUGCAGAUGUGAGUGUCAUUUUAUAGCUGCUGCAGGGAUAAUGUAAGUCUUAUGAUAGAAUUUUACUAUAGUUCUUUAACUAUUAGUGAAAUAUAGCAUCAAGUUGGGAAAUAAAAUUGAAAACUAUGAUACAGGAAACAGGUGUCUGUUGCUCCCCAAGUUAGAUUUAGCUCUUUAGGAGAUAACCUGUAUACAGAAAAUAAUGGUGAUAACAUUUGAGGUAUAUUUUUAACAACUAUUGUAAUGCAGAUAAAGAUGGCUCUGGUUGAUUAUGAAUCUUUUGUAACUUGUUGUUGGUCAUUGUACAGUAUUUCUUGAUCUUGGAUUAAUAUAUGAUUAGACUGACACAAUAUAAAGAGCCUUAGGAGGAGUACCCAAGAAAGUUGCCGCUAGUGCAAGUCUUAGUUUUCUUUUCAGGAAUGUAUUGUGAAGUGCUGAUGCUGGACAUUUCUGGUGUAGACAGUUUCUAUGGUUUAGUUGAGCUUGUAGGUAUACCUGUACUGUAUUGAGAAAAUUUUAGGAAAACUGAAUACUAUAGUUUUGUUUAUAACUACCAUAUAGUUUUUAUUACAUAUUAUAUUUACAUUUAACUACUCCUAGAAGUUUUAUUAUUGAGUAAUAUUUUUUCUAUUUACUUUUUAUUGUCACAUAUGAAUUUCUAUAAUGUUAAUUAAUUUUAACAUUAUCAUUUACUUGCCUUUAUGUUCAAAUCUUUUUAUUGGUUAUAUAUUCUUUAUUUUUAAAACUCAUGGCUUUGGCACUUUUAAAUCCACAUGUUGACAUUUACUCCUCUUAACCCCUUCACUACAGAGAUGCCACUUUUAAUAUUUUAUUUGACUUGCGCCGGAUGAUUUUAUUCAGCACAGAGGGGACCCCGUACACAAGGCGUUAAGAGUUAAUGAACUAACCUUCCCAUUUUUGAACAUGAGGGAUUCUUUUUCAACCGUGUUUUAACAGUAAACGACCAAUUAUUGAUCAUCCUAGUUAUAUGUAUGAGUUAUAUCCCCUAGAGGUGUGUUUUGUGAGUUUUAAGUUCUGUUACAAAUGUUUUAGUUUCACUUGUAAAAUGUGUGGCUGUUGCUGUUUGGGUCCAUCCACGAGUCCCUCCAGUGCUCUUCCCUUUUAUAUGCUUUAUGCAUCAUGUCUGUCAGUAGUCAUUGUCAACACCAGUGGUUGUAGUUGUCAUUUGCCUCUCAUUCAGGAUUCAUACACGUUCAUACAUCGUUAUAAUGAUAAAUUUGACUUUGCUGACACUGGAAGAACAAAAACAGUAAAUUAAUUAAAUUUGUUUUUCUUCUAAAUUUAUUUUUGGAAUUUUGCCCCUCUGUUUGAACUACAUAACUGCAGUACAUUGAUUGUUUGAUAGUCUGUGGUUAUAGACUUUGACCGUCAUUAAUAUACUCAACAUUAUUUUCAGAGGACUUUACUCAUUUUCAUUUUUUCCUCAACUAAAGAAUAUUCAAUAAUUUCUUUCUUGGUGAUGUUUGUUUCCCUCAAAUAAACAAUCUAAUAGUCUAAGGUGUUUGUAAUGUAUUAGUUAUGUUAAAUUCUUGGUUCAGUAUUGAAUUAUUUUGAAUACUUUACUAACAUUACUUCUUCAUUACUGGUGUAUCACUACAAGAGUGAUGUGGCAUUUACUAUAAUAGUCAUCUUUUGCAUUUUUGAAGAUGCAGUACCACUGAGAAAACAGUAUUUAAUCUUCCUCUGUAGUGCCAAAUAGACAAUUAGUCCAUCUUAAUCAUAUAUUAUACUGUACCAGUAACCAGAUUAUAUUAUUAUUAUGUUAUACAUACAUUUAAUAGGAAUUGUAAAAGACAAUAGCAUUUUAAUUCCACUGAAAAGUUAUAUAUACAGAAUUGUGUGAGUUACUAGCACUAUAUUUAUGUACAGUGUAUGAUGUAGCUAAACAGGGAUAUAUUCUCAUGUUUGUUCAAUGUAGAUAUUGAUGAAGGAUUGUACAGCCAGUAAAAGUGUUGGGGUGAGAUUAACCAUUAGUAAAGAAUAAGCAGAAUUUGGAGAUAAAAAGGAAGCAUUUGGGGAGAGUGUACAGUAUGAAAGCAGAAUAUUGUAAGAAUUCAAAUACAAUUAAUGAUGAUUUUAAAUUGAUGGCAUGAAAAAAGUAACUACAGGAGGAUUUGCAUAGUUACUGUUGUAAGAAUGUUAAAACAGAAGCUGAAUUCAAAAAAUCUUGAAGAAUAGUUGAAAAUGUCUGAGCUUUAGGAUGAGUAAUGAAUAUAAUAGGUAUGUAGAGAUUUGUAGUGUGCAACACAGUACAUUUUUCUUUUCCAGAAUGUCUAGUCAAGUGAUGAGAUCUAUGGCAGUAGAAUGUGUAGUCUGGUCUAGGAAAUUAAGUUUUCUGGGAAGGUAUUUGUGAUGAAGAUACAAUAAGGACAAGUUAAGUCGUGUAUAGUGAGUAGAUUAUGUUGUAUCGUGCUGUAAUAAGAGUGACCAAUAAUUAAAUAUGCCAUAAAUUAUAUUAUUGUGGUCUGAUAAAAAUACUCACAGUAAGUGAAUGAACCAGGAUGUUUAUUCGUAGAACUCAUUGAUGAAGCUAAGAAUUGGAGUAUUAUUAUGAUGUUGACAUGGACACAGGAAAAGAAUGCCAUGGAAUGAGGUGAUAUGGAGAGCUGAAGGUUUGGUCAGAGAGAAUUGAUAAUUACAUGAGGGGGAAGAAUGUUUCAAUAAAGGAUUACAUUACAUAUUAUAAACAGAGACAUAUAUCAUAGAAGAGGCUCUUUAUUAAAGGUUGAUCAGGUAUUAA
Molecule: messenger RNA, 5508 nt
Organism: Homarus americanus (American lobster)
Lineage: Eukaryota; Metazoa; Arthropoda; Malacostraca; Decapoda; Nephropidae
Gene: Dysb
Product: dysbindin protein homolog
Exons: 6
Coding region: 80-820 (246 amino acids)
Biological process (GO): negative regulation of protein kinase activity
Cellular component (GO): cytoplasm
Source: RefSeq, a predicted model, not a curated record